AUGAAUGUGGAAAGUCCUUUGUUCAGUCCUCCAAUCUUCAAUGUCAUAGGAGAAUCCAUACUGGAGAGAGACCUUAUAAAUGUGAUGACUGUGGAAAGUACUUUAGGGAUAGAUCAUCUCUUCAUGUUCAUCAGAGAAUCCAUACUGGAGAAAAACCUUAUAAAUGUGAUGACUGUGGAAAGUCCUUUGAGUUCAUUGAUGUUCAAAGAUGUGGCCAUCCAUUUCUCCAAGGAGGAAUGGGAAUGCCUGGACACAUCUCAGAGGGAUUUGUACAGAGAGGUCAUGUUGGACAACUACAGCAACCUGGUUUCUGUAGGCCUUUCUGUAUCAAAACCAGAGCUAGUCACCUGCCUUGAACAGAACAAAGAACCCUGGAUCAUGAACAUAGAGGAAGCAAAAGGUAGAGAACCAGCUUUGCUUUGUUAUCCCUUUCAAGAGAUGCUUCCAAAAGAGCACACAGAGGAUACUUACCAAAAAGAAAUAUCAGGGCUAUUUGUAAGUACUAAUCUUAGUGAAUUACACAUAAGAAAGUUCUGGGCAUGUAGAUCUGUCAAUGAUGCACCAGAAUUAUGUACUGUUGGAAAUGAUCUUCAUGAAGCACACAUCACUGGCAUUUCUGACAGAAAAGAUGAAAGAACCAAUACUGGAGAAAAACCUUUUAUAUGUGAAGCAUGUGGCAAGUCUUUUACAUGGAGUUCAUCACUUCAUAUUCAUCAGAGGAUCCAUACUGGAGAGAAACCUUAUAAAUGUAAAGAAUUUAGCAAGUCAUUUAAUCAGGCCUCAACUUUUAUAGUUCAUCAGAUUAUCCACACUGGAGAUAAAUCUUACAAAUGUAAUAUCUGUGGCAAGUCAUUUACUCACAUAUCAACACUUCAAAUUCAUAAAAGAAUACACACUGGAUUGAAGCCUUACAAAUGUAAAGAAUGUGGAAAGUACUUUACCAAAGGCUCAAAACUAAAAUUUCAUCAAAGAAUACACACUGGAGAUAAACCUUAUAAAUGUAAUGAGUGUGGAAAGUCCUUUAUUGUUAGCUCAUAUCUUAAAGUUCAUCAAAGAAUACAUACUGGAGAAAAACCUUACAAAUGUUCAGAUUGUGAAAAGUCCUUUACUGAUAGCUCAACACUUCAAAUUCAUAAAAGAAUCCAUACGGGAGUGAAGCCCUACAAAUGUAAAGAAUGUGAAAAGUCCUUUACCAGAUGCUCAACACUAAAAGUUCAUCAAAGAAUACACACUGGAGAAAAACCUUACAAAUGUUCAGAUUGUGGAAAGUCCUUUACUGAUAGCUCAAAACUUCAAAUUCAUAAAAGAAUACAUACGGGAGUGAAGCCUUACAAAUGUAAAGAAUGUGAAAAGUCCUUUACCAGUGGCUCAUCACUAAAAGUUCAUCAAAGAAUACACACUGGAGAGAAACCUUACAAAUGUAAUGUGUGUGGAAAGUCUUUUAUUCAGAGCUCAACACUAAAAUAUCAUCAAAGAAUACACACUGGAGAGAAACCUUACAAAUGUAAAGAAUGUGGCAAGUCCUUUAACAAUGCAUCAAAUUUUCAAGCUCACCAGAGGAUCCACACUGGAGAUAAACCUUACAAAUGUAAAGAAUGUGGAAAAUCCUUUACUGCAAACUCAACAUUUAAAGUUCAUCAAAGAAUACACACUGGAGAGAAACCAUACAAAUGUAAAGACUGUGGCAAGUCCUUUACGAAUACAUCAAAUUUUCAAGCUCACCAGAGGAUCCAUACUGGAGAUAAACCUUACAAAUGCAAAGAAUGUGGAAAGUGUUUUAGGACAGACUCACACCUACAAAGGCAUCACAAAAUACACACAGGAGAGAAAAUUUGCAGAAGAAAAGAAUGUGACAAAUCCUUUCCUGGAGCCCCAACACUUCAAGUUUAUCAGAGAAUCCAUAAUGGAGAAGAAAGUUAA
This is a messenger RNA of Peromyscus californicus insignis, 1920 nucleotides long. Its product is annotated as zinc finger protein 708-like. The transcript is spliced from 5 exons. Gene Ontology annotation, biological process: regulation of transcription by RNA polymerase II; central nervous system development. Gene Ontology annotation, cellular component: nucleus. Gene Ontology annotation, molecular function: RNA polymerase II cis-regulatory region sequence-specific DNA binding; DNA-binding transcription factor activity, RNA polymerase II-specific. The record is from RefSeq and is a predicted model, not a curated record. NCBI's taxonomy places the organism in Eukaryota, Metazoa, Chordata, Mammalia, Rodentia, Cricetidae. Bases 1 to 1920 code for a protein of 639 amino acids.